CGGCGGGAGCCGCUGAGCGGCGCGCGCGUCGGGCGCCCGGGCCCCGGGUCCCCGCUCCAGUCCGGGCGAGUGUGGGAGCGCGUGGCGCGCGCCCGGGCGGCUGCCGGGAAGGAAGAUGUGACACGCUCGUCACCGACUCCAGCGCCGCGGGGUCGGACGCCGGGAGGCGCGGCGUCCGGAGAAGGUCCAUCCCGCCUCCCGCCGCCUUGGGACACUAGGUGCUGACCCCGCGGACCUGCCAUGAAACCACACUUGAAGCAAUGGAGACAAGGGGUGCUGUGCGGGAUAUUUGCCUGGGGGCUCUUCUUCGUGGUGAUUUUCAUCUACUUCACCGACAGCAACCCUGCCGAGCCCGCGCCCAGCUCCUUCUCCUUCCUGGAGACCAGGCGACUCCUGCCCGUGCAGGGGAGGCAGAGGGCCAUCAUGGGUGCAUCGGAGGGCCUACCCGAGAGUGCGGACGCACGCAGGGGGCUGCUCCAUGGACACCCGCCCGGCCCCCUGCACUCGAGGCCGGCUGACCCUCAGACAUGGGCCCAGGACGGGUUGGAAGAUGAAGGGUUCUUUUCGCCCCAGAAAGGGAGAAAAUCUCAAAGCGCUUUCCCCGCGGAGAUUGCCGCUUCGGACACGUCGGGGCCCCUCUCCCCCGCAAAGCUGGGCUGGCCUGAGAGGGUUCGGCCGGAGCAUCAGGCCCGUGGGCGGCGGGCGAAGCGCCGGCCACGGAGGCAGGGGAGGAGCGUGGUGCCUGAGGAGGACGGGGACCGGCUGUACUCGCCCCUGUCCCGGGCCCUGCUGCGCCGGCUCUGGAAGGGCGACGCGUCCUCGAGGAUGCUGCACCCGCGCCUGCAGAAGGCCAUGGGCGCCUACCUUCGUGCCAACAAGCACGGCGUGCGCUUCCGGGGGCGCCGGGCGGCCGGGCGCAGCCGGGCGGAGCUGCUGUGCGCGCUGCGGGGCCGCGUGCGGGUGCGCACCCUGGAUGGCACCGAGCCGCCCUUCUCGGCGCUCGGCUGGCGCACGCUGGUCCCCGCCGUGCCACUCGGCCAGUUGCUCCCGCGCGGGCUCCGGAGCUGCGCCGUGGUCACGUCAGCCGGUGCCAUCCUCAACUCAUCCCUAGGCGAGGAGAUAGAUUCGCAUGAUGCAGUUUUGAGAUUUAACUCUGCUCCUACACACGGCUACGAGAAGGAUGUGGGAAAUAAAACCACCAUCCGCAUCAUUAAUUCCCAGAUUCUGACCAACCCCAACCAUCACUUCAUUGACAGUUCGUUGUAUAAAGAUGUCAUCCUAGUGGCGUGGGACCCAGCUCCUUAUUCUGCAAACCUUAACCUGUGGUACAAGAAGCCGGAUUACAACCUGUUCACUCCAUAUGUUCAGCAUCGUCAGCGAAACCCAAACCAGCCAUUCUACAUUCUGCAUCCCAAAUUUAUAUGGCAGCUCUGGGACAUUAUCCAGGAGAACACGCGGGAGAAGAUCCAGCCCAACCCGCCAUCCUCUGGCUUCAUCGGCGUCCUGCUCAUGAUGAGCCUGUGCAGCGAGGUGCACGUCUACGAGUACGUCCCGUCGGAGCGGCAGACCGAGCUGUGCCACUACCAUGAGCUGUACUACGACGCCGCCUGCACGCUGGGCGCCUACCACCCACUGCUCUACGAGAAGCUGCUGGUGCAGCGGCUCAACACGGGCGCGCAGGGCGACCUGCACCGCAAGGGCAAGGUGGUGCUGCCCGGGCUGCGGGCUGUGCGCUGCCCGCCGGGUGCCUGAGGCCCGCCUGUCCAGCCGGCUCUGCACCCGGAGAUGCUGGAAGGCGCCCUGGAGGCAGCGGCCUUCCGCCUGCAGCUGUAAGGUAGUGCUGGCCGUGGUGUCCGUCCCUUUUUAAGCCAUCGAGUUCUGACAACUGCUUUGAAUAUAGAAAUGGAAUUCAAAGGAAUAAACUCAAGAAAGAUGUAAAAAAAAAAUUUUUUUAAAGGAGAGCUGGGAGAAAAAAGCAAAUUAUUACAAACAGGUGCAUAGCUCCUGAAUGUCACUCUUGUCUUUAUGGUGGGCACCUCAGUAGUCAGGGCUGGUUUCAGCUUCAGGGCUCAGUGACACGCCUGACACAUGGUUUGUCCCUGGAGGGUCAGUCCCUGUCACAGCUGCUGUGUCACAGGCACAUGCAUUUCUUGUGAAAGUCCCUAGGGGAGAGGACGUACUCUGGACUGUCACCCAGCUGUGUCUGUGGUCACACAGGACCCCCACACACACACACACAGCACAUCCCAUGAGGGCUCUCCAGCCCCUGGCCUCUCCAUCUCUGCUCCCCGCUGCCCAGCGAGGGCUUUGCUCUGUGUAUUUCUAAAAUUCACACCUUUCUAAAGCCGUGGAGUACCUUUCCUGAGCGAGCAGUCCAAGAAAAGCUGACCUGAGAAGCAGCCCCAGGAGGCACCUUGUUUUCUUGCACUAUUUCCUUAGUUGAUUGGGAGGCCCCCAGGCACCGGAACACAGCGGCAGGUAAAUACAGAUUUGGGGGCAACAGGGCCAUCCUGGACCCCAGCUUUUCUGGCCUCACCUGCCAGCUCGCCCUGAAGUCUUCUAGCUACAGGUGCUCUCCUGACCCCAUAUGGGGGAUUCCUUCCAGCCCGGAGCCGUCCCUUUGUGUCCAGGGCUGCACAGAUGUCUGUCUCAUGCAUUUUUCUUGCAGGUUCCUAUCAGCUGUUGGCAUCCUGACAGUGAUGUGCUGCUUUCCAUGAAUUCUUCCUGAAGACAGAUGUUUAAGAAUCCCACCCUUGGUUUUUUGUUUUGGGGUUUUUUUUUGCUUUUUAGGUUCCUAGACUAGGGGUCAAAUCGGAGCUAUACUGCCAGCCUACACCACAGCCACAGCCACAACCACAGCCACACGGGAUCCCAGCCUUGUCUGUGACUACAGCUCACAGCAAUGCCAGAUCUUUAACCCACUGAGCAAGGCCAGGGACUGAACCCACAUCCUCAUGGUUCCUAGUUGGGCUCAUUAACCACUGAGCCACGAAGGGAACUCCAACCUCACCCUUGUUUUCACAGCUAUGUUUUACAUUGGCAACAUAACAAAGCCAUAUACUUCAUACAGUUGCGCGAACGCUUCACACUUUCCCAGCCUGGAAAAUAGUAUAUACCUCCAAGGGACAGGCAGUAGCAGGAAGCUUGUCACCCAGUGUGUUCACUGAACCAGUUUGUUUUGUUGUAAUCUCAACUUUCGUCACGGAUACAGUGGGGGGCGGGGAGUGUUUUUACUGUGAUUCUAAUGAAACAGAGACAUUUUGGAAUACUUAGUUAAACAUGUGAUUUCAAUCUAUAACCAAAAUAUAUCUCAGUGGUACAGUGAGGGGUUCUGGUCAAUGACAGGAGCAGCUUAAUUCAGUAUGUGCUCUUUUGCAAGUCUGUGGAUUUCAGGAGAGUUUAGUGCAAAAGUGUUUUUGUUCCAAAAUGAGUUAUUUUCCUGAGCAAGAGUGGUUGACAGAAGCUGGUUGCUCUGUCCGGUUGGUCUACACCACAGAAAUCGGGUCUGGUCCCAGCCCUGUCUUGCGGCUUACUGUCAGAGCGAAUUCGAGGGUCAUUGAAAAGCCUCAGUGGUGACAGUAUCCCCUAAAAGCCCACCUGGAGAACUUUGCUUCCAGACCUGUGAGAAGGGAUGGCUAAUUCUGUCCAGAACGUUGGUUUCUGUCUGAGCAGACGUGGCCAGACCACUUUUCUCCCUGGAUUCCCGAAAGAGCGAGAUCUUGUCUUGUCCGCUAUUUAGCAAGUGAUGCGUUCAGUGACUCUGGGCGCUGGGAGGUGGCUCUGACUGGGGAUGAGCAGUCCAGCCACUUUGUCCCUCCCUGGACCCUCCAAGAUCUGCCCCUCAGAUGCUUAUGACGUUCCUUUAACAGUCUUUCUACCUGAUUUCCCCACUGGCCUCUCUGUCCAGGGCUGCCCCUUAGGUGGCAUGAGAUCAUGGGCCGGGAAAAGGUACCAGGGGUCCAUGUAAACAGUCAAGUUCAGAAGCCCCAAAGGACACUUCAGAGAUCUUUAAAUACAUUUUGUUGUAACACAUGUACUUUAAAACAAACUUUCAGUCUCACAGAGGUCAUAAGGAAGACCGGAGAACAUAAGAAAAUUUAAUGCAAAGUUUUGGAUUUAUUAUGGCCUUGAAAACCAUUAUGGGGUCUGGGCUCUGGUAGACACUGAGAAAAUGGGGUGCACGUAUGACUAUAACAUGGGCUGGACUUUCUUCUUUGUAAAAGUUUAAAUUGCGUAGCUGCUCAAAAGUACUAGGCAGUUAGAGCUGAUGGGAUGACUGUUUCUCGUGUUAACCAGAUUGGUUCUAAGUGGCAGCAUGUGGCCAGACCUUAAGUCCACAAGUGCCCCGUCUACUGACCUGCAAUAAACACAGGGUCCUUCCACGCAGGAGUUAUGGGAAAUGGUGCCCUGCUCUUUUCUUCCAGGCUUCGCCCCUUCCAACCACCCACCUCUCUGUGAAGGGAUGCCGAUAAUCAGAAGCCAUUAAGUGGUGGCCCUUUUAUCACGCUCAAGACUGCUGAGGUCAGGUGGCUUUACAUUUCCAGAAUUUCACUUACUUUUUUGUUGCUGUUGUUACCACAGUGAAACAGACACUGACCUGAGUGACAACUCGUCUCCAGUUUCUCCCCAGCACGGUUCCCCGGCCCCUUCCAGAUAGGAGGGACAGUCCCCAGGGAAUGCCAGCAUGUCACCUUCCCCUCAGGUGCAGGGAAGGAGAUGGACAGCGAGGAGCUGCAGGUACAAAGCACAGCCUCAGGGUGAGUGCUGAGAGGGCUUUUGCUCACCUUUUGGUCAUGAGGUCUGUCCUCGUCCGCUGGACACAGAGCUCAAGGACCCUGAGUCCACAGCUCUGGCCAUGCGUCCUGCACCUCAGCCCAUCAGUAGGAGCUUCCUCUGUCCCACACUUUCCAGUGGUCAUUGUCACGGUAGCCUAGCAUCUGGACAAAGCCAUGCUGAAAUCAUCAUUAGCAUUUUCAAAAUUGGGAAUGAAAGUAACUGUUGGAAGCUGCCCCGGCUCACCCGGUUACAUGUUCAUAAGCCUGUUCAUCUGGGUGGAACAGAUUAAUAACCUGAUACUGUGGGCUGACCCGGGCAGAGACACUCACAGCCACUGAAUUAAUUAGGUCCUCUUUGGCUGUGUCAGGUGGAAUCUGGCUCACGUGAGUCAUGGCAGGUGGUGGAGGAAUUUCAUGUGCAUAUAAGACCCAAUUAAAGCUCUCUCCUGUCCUUUUUUUUUUUUUUUUUUUUCCUGCUUUUUAGAGCCAUGGAUGCGGCAUAUGGAAGUUCCCAGGCUCGGGGUCAAAUUGGAACUGCAGCUGCCAGCGAACACCAUAGCCACAGCAACACCAGAUUCAAGCCGUGUCUGUGACCUACACUACAGAUCACGGCAAUGCUGGAUCCUUAACCCACUGAGCCAGGCCAGGGAUCGAACCCACGUCCUCGUGGAUACUAGUCGGGUUCAUUACUGCUGAGCCACAAUGGGAACUCCCUCUCCAGCCUUAUUCUUAGAGAUCAACGCACAGUGCACGGUUGGGGCUGGUGGCCAGGGUGACCUGGAACCGUUGCAGCUUAGCUGUGGAGAGAGAUGGAGCCAGCAGUUGGGAGAUUCGUCCAGAAACACAUGACUGAAUGUAUAGGCCAGAUAGUAUCUGAAUAUUUUCAUCAUAUGGAUGAUGUUGUCUCUCACUUGCUGAUAACUUAGGACUCCUAGUGGUUCCACAGCUGAUGAGGGUGGCUGCCUGUAGAAAUCAAGCGCUUAGGUAAAGUAUUCCUGAGUUCAAAGUUGCUUUUUAUACCUUGGAUAUUUCCAUCGUGAAAUUAUUUUGCAUGGUUCUGUCUCUCGGGUAUUAUUUCCACAAUUUGGUAAAUGAAAGGUAUUUCUCUUUCAAGGAAAUAAGUUGUGAGUUCUGAACUCUUGUUUUAUUAAGUGGAUGAAGGCUUUUAGUAAGAAGAAAUGAUCCAGCAACCUUCGCGACCAGCUUGGGCUAAUGGAAUUUAAAGAAUUAAAGAUACCGAUACAGUUCUUAUUCUUGUUACAAACAGUGUGUAUGUAGAUAUAGUUAUGUAAUUGUAUAUAUACUUAUCUACACACAUGGUUGCUUUUCUGUUGUCUUUUGUCAUCCCACUUUCUUUCUGAAAUGUUUACAGUAAAUUUGGUUUUAAUUAUGCAAACAGCAGCUUUUUAAGAGAAGUAAGUAAAUGUUAGGUCCUUCUGUUUAAACAACCACAAAAAAGAAGGCUUCCCCUACAUUCAUUUUGCACGGUUCAGGCCACAUGAACAAGUGCAGCAGAAAUAUCGAAACGGCAUUGGAAGGGUUGAACUACUGCCUGAAGGUUGCAUCCUCAUCAGAAGCCUAACUUGACUGUGAACUUUGAUGGGAAAUUGAUGGAGAGCUCCUGGCUUUUGCAAGAUUGGGGAAGAAACACUUACUCAGUUCUAUGGAAAAAAGUCAUCUUACUAGGAAGGUUUCACACAAAUUAACCGCAUGGGAACUGUUAAAACCUAACAUUCAUGAUCCCACACAUUCUCUUGUUCUUGAGAUAAAAUACGUACGAAUUCUUUCCAGUGGAAACCAGUGAACUUUUUUAACAGCUUUGGGAGUUUUUUGGUAUAAUAAUUUUUUUACCAGAAAUGUGUCCUCUGCAGACUACUUAAGGCUUGAGGUUUUCCAGGAGUCCCAUUUUAAAAGUGUUUGUACACGGUUUAACACUUUGCUAUUUUCUAUUUUGGUUUUGUAUAUUUUUAUGUGUACACAGUGUACAGACUUUUCUCUUGUAAAUAAAACAUGUUCACGAUUUGUCUAGAA
Molecule: messenger RNA, 6806 nt
Organism: Sus scrofa (pig)
Lineage: Eukaryota; Metazoa; Chordata; Mammalia; Artiodactyla; Suidae
Gene: ST6GAL2
Product: ST6 beta-galactoside alpha-2,6-sialyltransferase 2
Biological process (GO): sialylation; carbohydrate metabolic process
Cellular component (GO): Golgi apparatus
Molecular function (GO): beta-galactoside alpha-2,6-sialyltransferase activity
Source: RefSeq, a predicted model, not a curated record